ACUUCCUGUGAUCCCCUUCCGGAGCGUUCACCUCCACACUGAAAUCCAAACCUUUUCAUCGCGGGAGAGAAGCGCUCGUCACCUCGCCUGAAUGAUAGCACGCCUUCUCUAAGCUGCGUCUUCUGACUCCGGCGUUCGCGAUGUCGGCUUUACCCCCCGGCGAUCCUCAGCUGGUCGCCAUGAUCGUCAAUCACCUGAAGACGCAGGGACUGUUUGACCAAUUCCGCAGGGACUGCUUGGCGGACGUGGAUACCAAGCCCGCGUACCUGCACCUGAGGCAGCGAGUGGACAACUUCGUGUCCAACCACCUGUCCAACCACACGUGGAGCCCCCAGCUGAACAAGAACCAGCUGAGGAACAACAUCAGGCAGCUUGUGCUGCAGUCUGGCAUGCUGGAGCAGGGUGUGGACCGGAUCGUGGCUCAGGUGGUGGACCCCAAGAUCCACCACACCUUUCGGCCGCAGGUGGAACGGAUCGUGCGCCAGUUCCUGUCUCCCGGGAGCCACGUGGAAGAGGAGGAGCCUCCGCUCGCCCCUAGCCUAUUGGUGGAAAGCCAGGAAGUCCAGCUGCCGUCUCCAGCCCCCAGCACGGGGGUGGACCCAGCAGACUCCGCCUCCUCACAGUGCCAGGAUGAGGCUGGCAGCAGGACCCAGAGCGCAGAGCCCAAUCAGGAGGAGGGAGAGGCAGACAUGAGCCUGGUGGAGGCGGAGCACAUGAAGGAGGAGGAGGAGGAGGAGGAGGGGCGAGAGGCGGCGCACGAGGAGGAGGAGGGGCGAGAGGCGGAGCAAGGAGACGGCAAGGCGGCCUGUGAGGAGGAGGUGGACAGAGAGAGGGAGAUGGAGGUGGACAGAGAGGCUGAGGCUGCAGAGGUAAAGGCAGAGGAGGGGGAGGGGGAGGAGCGCAACGAGGCGAAGGAGAAGAGCGGCCGAGCGGCAGGGAGGAGCAAGGAGACGGAGCCGCCGAAAAGCGCCGGCGAGAAGCAGCACAUCCGCCAGAGAGCUCGUGAACGGCUGAAGGAAGAAUACUCCCUGGAGGACUCGGACCUGGAGGGGCUGAGCGACAUCACAGUGAGUUCGGUGCACACCAGCGACUUGUCGUCGUUGGAGACAGAGAGCGAAGACUGCCAGGUUCCGUCAGACUCCACCGAGGAAGGAGAGAUCACGUCAGAGGAUGAGAGAGCUCAGCAGAAGUCUGCUGGUGAGGAGAAAAGGCCCCGAGCCACACGCCAAGGCUACGUGCACAAGCCUUUCCUCUACUCCCGUUACUAUAGCGACUCUGACGACGAGGUCACGGUGGAGCAGAGACGCCGGUCUGCGGCGAAGGAGAAGGAGGAGCGCGUGCUGAAGAGACAGCAGAAUCGAGAGCGUCUGGAGGAGAAGAGGAGGCAGAAAGCAGCACAGCCUGAACCACACGAGAAAGAAAAGCAAUCGACAGCUGCGUCCAGUCAAGAGGGCCCACGACCCAAGGCCAAGGAAGCACGCAAGGAGAAGAAAGUUCUGGAAAAGAAAGUGGCACUCAGCAGGAAGAGGAAGAGAGACUCCCGGAAGGAGGAUGACUCUGGAAGCAAGAGGAAGAGCGAUGCUGAUGCAGAUAUGGUAAAGAAGGAUGAGGCACUGAAGCUUAAAGCGGCCCCCCCGAAGCCCUCGAGGAAGUCAUCUGAGGCAGAGGAGCAGCGGAGGAGGAAGAGUGGAAGCCUCUCAGAGGACCCGUGCGAGCCCCGCAGGGCCCUGGACAAGUCCCGCACUCACUCGUUCAUCCUGGACCUGGAGAUGGGCUCGGAGGAGGUUCUCCGGCAGAGGGGAGGAGGCCGCGGGGAGCGCCCCGCCCGCAGGGACGGCCCGGCCCGCGAGAGGGAGCGCAGCAUCUCCGACGAGCACCCCAAACCCCGGCCGAAGCCCGACUGCAGGAAGACGGGAGACGGCGUCGCCGAGGGGCCGGCCGAGGACAGGGGAGAAAAGAAGGGGUCAAAGGUUAAAGGGGAGAGGAAGGGCUCGGCGGCCAAGGAGGGAGCGCUUAAGUGCGGGAAGAAAGGGAAGAGCGAGAUUCCCAGAGAAAAAGAGAAGACCACUGGGAAGGGCGAGCCCAAAUCUCUGCAUCGGCUGGACUCCACAGGCUCCACCGAGGAGAGGUCAGAGGUCGAGGCCGCUUCAGAGGUCAACAAGAAGAAAGAGAAGCCCCCCAAAGACGUCCUGAAAAAGUCCAGAAGUCACACGGAGGUGAGAACCUCAGAAAAGGUUAAGAGUCGACAGGACAGCAGCAGUGAGAGGACCAGACCUGAUCCGUCCACUCCGGAACCUCCCAAGCAUGGCUCGGAGGGCGGGUCGAAGGUCAAGCCCGUGUCCGACAAACCGAGAUCCAAGUCCAGGGAUGACGUCAAGCCGCAGAGUCCGUCGGGAAGCAGGGCGGAGAAGAAGGCGGCGGGUCACGAGGCGAAGGCCAGAGCCGCGUCCGCCCCUGCCCCCGGCCGAGCAGAGCCAAUCGGGGAGAAGAAAAGGGAGGACCACGUCCCCGAGAAAGCGAGGGGAGCGAAGGCGGGGAAGAAGACGAGUGAUGAGAGCGCAAAAGAGGCGGAGAAGGAGAGGAGGAGCGCCCCAGCGGAGCAGCUCGCCACGCCCCCUGCUGUCGCGGAGGCAGCACAGGCCGCCACCGAAACGCUCCCUCAUCCCUCCGAGCUCCCAGCCUCACGCGAGGAGUCCGAUGUCACAGAGCCAGACUCCCUUCCAGAUCCUGAUCCCGCAGCCCUGCUAGCACGGGACGGCGAGACAGAUCUCGCCCACGCUGGGGCAUCGGAUGCGCUUGCGGGGCCUGGGUUCGCCGCGUGCUCGCCGCGUCCGCCUACGGACUCUCGCCUGGGCCCUGAUCUUGUUGCCAUAGCAACCCCAGGGUCGCCAGACACCGUCGCCGCGUCCGAUCGCAUCGCUGCCGACUCCAGCGGCGCAGCGGUGCCCGACGACAUGUACGACGCCCUGAGCGACAUCACCCCGGAGCCCGAGGACGAGGACGACAGCGCCGCGAGGCUCGCCGAGAGCCGGGAGAGGCCACGCCCACUCCCUGCCGAGGCCGACGCCCUCCUGACCCUGGUGGAUGUAUGCGCCUCGGCUGCGGGAAGCGAUGUCACUGAGCGCUCGUUCCGUGAAGCAGACAUGAAGAUGAAGGAAGCCGCCCUGACUCUGCUCUCUAUGGACCCGGAUAUGUCUGUGUCCCAGAGUCUCAUCACGGAGUCUCAACUCCUCACGGAUGCUCGGGGUGCCGCUGAGGAGACUCCCGUUACCCGGCAACGGGCCGAGCCUCAGACCCUUGACUCGGAUGACACAAAAAGCGCGAAGGAACCAUCUGUCGCGGUCACCAAGGAGUCAGAGAGUGACACGGUUUCUGGUGUCCAAUCAGAGAUGGAAGGCGGGGCCUCACAAGAUGACCAACACCCCCAUGCUCUGAUGAACACAGACAUAGAGGACAUCACAGCAGACAGCACCUCAUUAGAGGAAGUGAUGUCAGAGACGAACAGGUUGGAACCUGAAUCAGAACCCCAGUCUGAAAUUCCUGCACAAGAUCCCAGUGCUCAUGAAGAACCAGCGCCAGAAGACACUUCAGCCAAUCCUGAGCACAGCCAAACAGAUACGCGCCCUGCUGCGGAGACACAACCGGAAAAUCUCGCGCAAGGGGAACAGAUCACAGCCUUCCACUCCGAGACGCGUGAGCCCGGCGCCACGCAUGAGCCGGCCACGGCAGAGAACUCGCGACUGGGCGUCUCACGUGUUUGUGGCGCAGGUGGGGGCCAGAAGGGUGACAUGGGGGGCGUUGACGCGACUGAACCAGAGGCAGUACAGGAGCGACAGGUUCAGCCAGCGAGGAGAGGACGACCUCCUAAACUAAUCAAACAAGCCAGUAGCACAUCCCAGUCUGAUGGUCGGGAGGAGGAACAGGCCGAGAUGUCAGAAAUGGAAGACCGUGCGGAGGGCAGGACUACACGGAGAGGGAGACCGCCCAAUCAGAAGGCAGCGCCGGCCAAGGACGGUGGCUCAGUGGACAAGGAAGAACCUGAAAACACAGCACCCCGCAAGGUGACUACAGAGAUGAGGAGGCUGAUGAAGGAGGCCUAA
Electrophorus electricus (electric eel) is the source of this 4100-nucleotide messenger RNA. The record is from RefSeq and is a predicted model, not a curated record. Lineage: Eukaryota; Metazoa; Chordata; Actinopteri; Gymnotiformes; Gymnotidae.